Molecule: messenger RNA, 2907 nt
Organism: Plectropomus leopardus (leopard coralgrouper)
Lineage: Eukaryota; Metazoa; Chordata; Actinopteri; Perciformes; Serranidae
Gene: cdc34b
Product: cell division cycle 34 homolog (S. cerevisiae) b
Source: RefSeq, a predicted model, not a curated record
GCGAGAGGAGACUCCUUUCAGCAAGAUUCUUCUUCACUCAGUCUUCUGUUGGGGCGAUACCGACUACGUUUCUGAUUCCCGUCGUUAGAGUUUUUAGUUAGAUAUCUUACAGAUCGAUAGUGGUAUUUUUAUUUUUUAUUUGACUCUCGCAGGGAGUCAGAAACUAUUUGCUUCACGGUAAACUCGUCCUCAGCUGCUCCGCAAGCUUGUUAGCUAGUUUACAUUAGCCAGCAGCUACCAGUAGAUUUACGGCUUAUAUCCGUGGCUGCCCUGCCAGGUAGAUCAACUAAAGCCGGAGCCGCUGCUCAGCCACAAUGGUCUGGUCAUUUCACCAAUUUCAGGGUAUUGACAUUGGCGAAUAAUUCAUGUGAUUUGGGAACAAAACAACGCAGCCUUUGUUUGACUUGUGCGCAGCCCGGCUGGUUUGGCCUGUUUCAUUGUCUCCGAGCAUCGAAAACAGAGAAGUUGUUUUUCACUGUCAGCGGGUUGUUUGGCUACUCGGGCUAAUUUAGCCGUGUUGCUGUAAACAAAGCCGUCAGCUGUCGACUCCAGAUUAUCCUGAAAGCUACGUAGCGCAGUAUGGCGCAACACGACCACUCUCAUGUCGCCAGUUCACAGAAAGCUCUCAUGCUGGAGAUGAAGAGCCUUCAGGAGGAGCCUGUGGAGGGAUUCAAGAUAACACUGGUGGACGAGGCUGACAUGUACAACUGGGAAGUGGCCAUUUUUGGCCCACCAAACACUCAUUACGAAGGGGGGUAUUUUAAGGCUCGGAUCAAGUUCCCUAUAGACUACCCGUACUCCCCGCCUGCCUUCCGCUUCCUCACCAAGAUGUGGCACCCCAACAUCUAUGAGAACGGAGACGUGUGUAUUUCCAUUUUGCACCCUCCAGUGGACGACCCGCAGAGCGGAGAGCUGCCGUCAGAGAGAUGGAAUCCCACCCAGAAUGUCCGGACCAUUUUGCUGAGCGUGAUUUCGCUGCUUAAUGAACCAAAUACCUUCUCUCCUGCCAACGUGGACGCCUCCGUCAUGUACCGCAAAUGGAGGGACAGCAAAGGCAAGGACCGGGAAUAUGUCGAGAUCAUCAGGAAACAGGUGGUGGCCACCAAGGCGGAAGCUGAGCGCGACGGCGUGAAAGUGCCCACCACGCUGGCCGAGUACUGCGUCCGCACUCGUGCCCCAGCCCCAGACGAAGGCUCCGACCUCUUCUAUGACUAUUACUAUGACGACGAUGACGUGGAGGGCGAGGAUGGCGACUGCUGCUACGAUGAGGAUGACUCGGGCACCGAAGAGUCGUGACAUGCUUUCUUUCUGGCAACAUCCCCGAUCCAGCUGACAUACUUCUUGGUCGACAACCAUGAAAGAUUUGAAGCUUUCCACUUCUAAACCAAUGAAAAGAGCUGUUUUUUCUCGAACCUCUGAAUUCUUUUCGGAGUCGAUAAACUGUUGCGGAGGAGUCAAACCUGGUAAAAUUUGCACCAGCACAAAAGUCAUCAGUUUCUUCAAUCUUGCAGACAUGAUCAUUGUCAUUAUCACCUAAAACCUUACGAUGAGAGAAUAAACUACUACUUAUUGAGUCGUUGAGUCCGCUGUACAGUAUAUAAUAUCGUGGGGUUAUUACCACUUUUAACAAUAGCGACAUUUGCACCGGUGCAAACACUUCCAAGCUUCGCUCAGCCUCUCUUACAUAUCUUCUUUUUCUCUAAUUGUAACUGGCUGUUGCUCACCAGUUGUUGCUCUCAGUGACUGACAGAAGAUCGAGGACUUCGUGCAGCCUGUUUGUACCGAACAAUCCAUCGAAUCAGACAUUCCCCAGUUUCGCAGUCUUGCUUCGAUAAGACGGGAUGUCACGGGACGAUGUUCUCAAAGUUCUUGUGCAUGCGAGAACAUCAUCGGAAGCUUCUUGUCCCUUUUACAGAUGGACCGUUUACCCUCAUCGUGAUCCGUUUUCAGCUUGGAGAGAGAAAAGACUUGUCCAGAGAACUUUGUAUCUGGCGAACCGGCUUGCAAGCUGAGUCAAAUCCUCAUGUGAACAUUUUUGGUCACAUGAAAUUGCUGUGUUUGUUCUGGUUACUGUUGGAUGUGUUUCUCUGUCUUUUUGAGUGUGGGGUUAUGUUAUUCGAAGUAGCUCAGAUUUAAGAGUCCUGUAGGGGCGUUUUUCAGGGUGGGUGGGGCUGAACUAAUUACUGAUCAGAAUUGUAUUUCUCCUCAGGUUUGCUCUCUGAGGCCUGACGGAGCCAAAGACGUACAGCGGUGUAAAAGAAAGCCCAAAACAUUUUCUGACAGUUUGUUGUAUUCUUGUCUUUGUUUGCUUUCUUGCAGGCUUUGUUAUUUUAGUCUUUUGUUAGACAUUACGCCUGCAAUCUUUUGCUUGAGAAUGAUUUAUGUGAUGAGAUUAUUAGGUUUGACUAGCCAAAAAAAAAAAAAAAAAAAUUUAAAAAAAGCUUCUGUAGGAAAAGUGUCUGUCAAAAGGUGUUGUUGCAGUAUCAGUCAGGAGUAUCGAAGUGUUUCAGCCCUGAAGUGAAAGAGAAAAAGGCUGCCAUGUUUUAGUUUGAUUUCUAUUCUUUGUGUCAGCGAAGAGCGGACGGGUUUUGAUAUCAUUUUUAGAGUGCAUGGGUCUCCUCUGUGUGUAUUUUUGCAUCAGCAAUAUUGAUUGUUUAAUUUACUCAAAUUAGGACUUCAUACUGAAUUUCUCAGGAUAAUGAAUUACAUAUGACAAAACAGUGAAGACAAGCAACUAUUUUCCUCUCAUAGGUGGUCUGCUAAGUUGGUUUACUGCUUCAACAGGAACCAUAACUGAUAUGCACAUGUAGCUGUAUGGAUGAUCACCGUAUUGUUUUAUUCACCUGUGUUUAUUUUUUAUUUUCGGCUAUUUAAAACUGAAAAAUAAAGAUUUAUUGGAAAACCAUG